Babesia ovata is the source of this 1245-nucleotide messenger RNA. RefSeq names its product DNA polymerase delta small. Bases 1 to 1245 code for a protein of 414 amino acids. The record is from RefSeq and is a predicted model, not a curated record. Gene Ontology annotation, molecular function: DNA binding. Gene Ontology annotation, cellular component: delta DNA polymerase complex. The transcript is spliced from 7 exons. Lineage: Eukaryota; Apicomplexa; Aconoidasida; Piroplasmida; Babesiidae. Gene Ontology annotation, biological process: DNA replication; DNA strand elongation involved in DNA replication.
AUGGGCGCGGAGCGCGCCGUUGCGGCGUACGACGAUGGCUUGUCGAAGCGAUUCCGGAUUAUCGGCGUGCCGUACGCAAACCAGUACUUCACGCUGAGCGCGGAGAAGCUGGAGACUUUGCGGCCGUGCUUGGUGCCCCUGAUCAAGCAACACUGGGGAGAGGCGUCGCUGGAAUCCGACGCCGCUGACGACUGCACACCCAGCCGUUAUCAGUACGUGAACGCAAUCAAGGACGCUAAGUCGCACUGUGUCAUCAUCGGAGCCAUAUUCAAGGACAUGAAGCUGCGGCCGUCGCCUCUCACGGAGUAUUCGGAGCAGGUGAAGCUGUCGCAGGAGCACGUUGCGAAGUUCACGUCGGAGGAUGAUCGAUUGUUCAUUGAGGACCAGAGCAUCCGCAUGGCCCUGCGCGGGCCGCUGCUGGAUCCCCAAAAGCUCGUCACAGGGCUGGUGAUGGCGAUGAAGGGGAUCAUUAAUGACCAGGGCGAAUUCGACUGCGAGGACUACCUUAUGCCGGGUCCGCCCACGUCCAUACCUAUACCUCCUGCGACUGAGGAGAAGUACGUGGCGCUGGUUUCGGGAUUGAACAUCGCUGGUCCGCGUUCGAGCCACGAUCCACUACUGAUGUUACGCGACUUUGUACUGGGAAACACGCCCAAAAUCGUCCGGCUGGUGAUAGCGGGUAACGGCAUUGGUCAAUGUGACGUGCCGUCACUAGCCGAGUGUGAUGUCUACUUCGCACAGCUAGCUGCGGCACUGCCGGUCGACCUCAUGCCAGGCGACACCGACCCAUCUAAUCGCAACCUUCCCCAGCAGCCGAUUCACCCGUGCUUUUUGGAGCACAGCAGGCGUUACGGGACGUUUCAGUCGACAACAAACCCCUACUUCUUUACUGUGGACGGUGUAAGGUUCCUGGGGACGUCAGGCCAGGCCGUGAAGGGCGUCUGCGACUACAGCACUUUGUCUGAACUGGAGGCGCUUCAACUGACGGCUGCUGCGCGGUUCAUCGCUCCGACGGCACCGGACACGCUCGGAUGCCACCCCGAGGCUCGCGUGUUUACACUUGCGGACGACUCGGAGUACCCGCAUGUCAUUUUCAGCGGUAACUCGCAAGAGUUUGUCAGUGCGGAAGCUGGAGCACCUGGAUGCUUGCCGAGAGCCAUUUGCGUGCCCGCGUUUACUUCGCUGCCUUCCGUUGUCUUGGUGUCGCUGGCCACCCUGGAGGCGCGUCUAAUCAGGUUUGCGUAG